AUGGCUUUCGGGACUGAAAGACACUGGAGCGGAUGGAACUUCUUCAUCUGCUUCAUGGUGUCCCUGGGACAGAUCGCGUUUGGCUAUCCCGCAUCCAUCAUCGGCGUCACACUCGCCCAACCCUCAUUUCUAAUCUAUAUGAAUCUGCUUGAUGUCACGCAAGACCCGCCAGCUUGGCUCAAGGUUUUCCAAGCGGGCGCCGCCAUCAAUGUCUUUGCCGCUGGAUACGUGGCCGAUCGCUGGGGUCGGAAAGCUGCUCUGCAUUACUGUGGCCUUCUGUCCCUCUUCGGAGGGGCAAUGCUUACAGGGUCCCAUAAUGUCGCCACAUUCAUUGUGGCCCGAUUCUUCGCAGGGGCGGGAAGUUGGGGCUACCUCGCAGUUACACCCUUCUAUAGCGCUGAGCUUGCACCUCCUGGCCUACGUGGACUAAUGGUCGGCAUGAACGGUGUCAACAUUGCCCUGGGAUACGCCCUGGCCUCAUACAUGGGCUUGGCAUUCUACUAUGUGGAUAACCCAGGCGCCCAGUGGCGCGCUCCUUUGGGAAUUGCCUUAAUUUGGCCGUUCAUGAUGAUUCUUGUCUGCUUUGUUAUUCCGGAAUCACCUCGCUACCUGCUCAUGAAAGGUCGAAUCGAAGAAGCCCGCGAAGUGGUCUACAAACUGCACGGCAAAAAGGACGACCCCGACAACGAGUUUGCUCGGGGGGAAUUCUAUCAAAUGUCUAAGCAAGCCGAGCUGGACAGGACCCUAGAGCCUGGCUGGAUUGAAAUGUUUCGCCGUCCCAGCUACCGCAAGCGAACCUUUCUUGCCAUGGGCUUUGCCUUUUUCGGUCAAUCUACUGGUGUGCUGGUUUUGAAUAACUAUGGUCCAACCAUCUAUGCGGCACUUGGGUACGAUACUCUGUAUCAGCUGAUCUUCCAAUGCGGCUGGAUUACUGUCGGUAUUCUCGGUAAUCUCAUAGGCGCCUUGAUCAUGGACUGGACAGGUCGGAAACCUCUACUUGUUUUCGGUCUUGCUGGCUGUUGCGUCUCGCUGAUCCUGGAAGCUGCCAUGGUCAGCUCUUUUGCGGAGGAGGCUACCAACAAGGCGGGACUUCGAAUGGGAGUUGCAGCGGCAUAUCUCUUCCUGCUGGUCUAUUCCAUCGGUAUUGACGUUGCUGGGGUCGUCUUCUACUCGGAGCUCUUCCCUAACCACUUGCGGGCAAAGGGUUUAGCUCUGAGUAUUGGCGUUAUUGCUGUUACAGAUCUCGUAUACCUACAAGUUGCUGCAACGGCAUUCGCCCAUAUUGGAUGGAAAUUCUAUCUUGUCUUCAUCAUCAUCUCUGGCCUGGGCACAAUCUUUGCGUACAUCUUCCUGCCCGAGACCAAGAACAUCCCUCUCGAAGAGAUGGCCAAACUAUUCGGUGAUGAAGUUGUUGUCUACGCUGAAGACCUUCACAUCGAUCGCGGCACCAAUGAGCUCAUUGUUGAUACACAUGGGGUUGCCAAUGGUGGCCAGGUCCACCCUGUGGCGACCGAGGCAGGUGCCUCCGGACGAGCCUAUGCAGACCCAGAAAAGCCUGUAGUGGGCCGGGUUGAGAACCUUGAGCCCACCCGAAGUAGUAGAUAG
Molecule: messenger RNA, 1605 nt
Organism: Exophiala aquamarina CBS 119918
Lineage: Eukaryota; Fungi; Ascomycota; Eurotiomycetes; Chaetothyriales; Herpotrichiellaceae
Exons: 6
Coding region: 1-1605 (534 amino acids)
Biological process (GO): carbohydrate transport; transmembrane transport
Cellular component (GO): membrane
Molecular function (GO): carbohydrate:proton symporter activity
Source: RefSeq, a predicted model, not a curated record